Messenger RNA from Cladophialophora yegresii CBS 114405, 510 nucleotides. RefSeq lists its product as uncharacterized. The transcript is spliced from 2 exons. Lineage: Eukaryota; Fungi; Ascomycota; Eurotiomycetes; Chaetothyriales; Herpotrichiellaceae. The record is from RefSeq and is a predicted model, not a curated record. The coding region runs from base 1 to 510 and encodes 169 amino acids.
AUGUCUUCCUUCGACCACUACGCCCUACUCAAGAACCUCUUCGUCCUCGGCACGACCACUUCUGCCGUCGGUGCUGGUGGCUUGCUCUUCACAUCGUACUUGCACAUUCCUGCAUACGUGAAGAACACGUCGGACGAUUCCCUCUUGACGCAAUGGCAGACCAUGGGCGCCCUGGGCAAAGUCGCUCUACCUCCGCUGGCUCUCAUUGCCGCGGGUGCGAAUUUUGUCAACUCGUACCUCACUCACGGUCAGCCACAGCAGUACCGAUUCAUCGCGGCUGGAGCCUUGAGCCUAGCGAUCCUUCCAUACACUUUCGUGGCGCUGGGUUCCACCAACGGCGAAUUGACCGCGAGGGCUGCGAACAAGGAAUCUGGCGGGGAUCCGGCGGCGAGGGGCCAAGACGUGAGGAGUCUGAUCAGUGAAUGGGGCAAUCGCAGUGCCGUUCGGGGUUUUCUCAUGCUCGCAAGCGCGAUUUUCAGUUAUGAUGCCAUGUUACAUCUGACAUUUUAG